CCUCCCCGCUGGCAGCGCCCAACUUCACAUCUUCCUCUUUCUCCUCAAAUUGAUGAUGAGAGCUGAACCAGCUUCUUCAAGAAUAACCCACUCGUCUGCCCUACUCUAAGGGUGUACUUUCGCUAUUUGCCUCCUUUUUUAUUAUGAUUUGAUAUACUAGCGCUCACCAUGUCUCUGUACUUUGGUUUCCUCCGAAUCCUCCCCUUCCUUCUCUCUCUCCUUUUCGCCGCUUCAGUCGCGUCGGAACAUACAUCGAACUGGGCUGUCCUUGUUUCUACUUCCCGCUUCUGGUUUAAUUAUCGCCAUCUCGCAAAUGUCCUCUCCCUGUACCGAACCGUCAAGCGCCUCGGGAUCCCCGACUCGCAAAUCAUCCUCAUGCUUCCCGAUGAUAUGGCUUGCAACCCCCGAAAUGCCUUCCCAGGAACAGUAUACAGUAACGCGGAUCGCGCAGUUGAUCUCUACGGUGACAAUAUUGAGGUUGACUAUCGAGGCUACGAGGUCACCGUGGAGAACUUUAUCCGCCUCCUGACCGAUCGACUGGACGAGGAUGUACCGCGCAGCAAACGUCUGGGAUCGGAUGCCGGAAGUAACGUGCUUGUGUAUAUGACUGGACACGGUGGGGACCAGUUUCUUAAGUUCCAGGACUCUGAGGAAAUCGGGGCCUGGGAUCUCGCGGAUGCGUUCGGCCAGAUGUGGGAGAAGAAGCGCUACCACGAAUUAUUGUUCAUGAUCGAUACCUGUCAGGCCAAUACGAUGUAUACUCAUUUUUACUCGCCGAAUAUUAUUGCGACAGGGUCAAGCGAACUCGAUCAGUCUUCCUACUCCCACCAUGCGGACAACGAUGUGGGUGUCGCGGUCAUUGAUCGGUGGACAUAUUAUGUGCUUGAAUUUCUAGAAAACCAGGUCACGAGCGUCAACUCGAAGCAGACCCUGGGAGACUUAUUUGAUUCGUAUGACGAGACAAAGAUACACUCUAACCCGGGAGUGCGAUGGGAUUUGUUCCCGGGCGGCGAGCAUGAGGGACGACUACGGACGGUGGUCGAUUUCUUCGGGAAUGUCCAGAAUGUGGAGGUAGAGAACACCGAAGCGAACGAACCCGGCUCGCUACAGGAGGAUCUGGUUGAGCUCGCGCGCCUUGUUGAAAAGUGGCGCACACUAUCUCAAGACUAUGCGGCCGCAGGCAAUGACUCGACCCAGCAGGCUAGUGCCGGCGGAUCGUCGUCUUCUCCGGAUUCCGAGACAUCGUCCUCGUACGAGAUCAAGCGCAGGAAUUUUGGAGCUGCGAAAUUGGCCGAAGAGACACCCUGGGAGAAGCGAUUGGUCGGGCUGUCGAUUUUGGGAGCGUGUGCUGCUGUCUGGUUUACCGGAUCGGUCUUAAGCGGGACCUUGGCCUGAUUCCGGUAGUUAUUUGUUGAUUCUAUUGUUAAUAUCCCUGGGUACUAGAAAUUCAUAUGCUUCUUCCUGCUGUCUCAUACCGACCGAUGGUUGAAUCGAUAGCGUUUCGUCCGUUGACUGUGGGACUACAUUCUGGCAUUUGUACAAGAGGAAUACAGGGGUGGGAUGAUUCCUUAGAACAGGGACAGUUGAUCCACGUAAAAUGAAACAUGAGAGCAAUAAAGGAAUGAAAGAUGCAUGCCUAGGGGAGUCGUUACUCUGAGUUACUAAGGAUCCACAGAAUAACUAUGAUGCA
Messenger RNA from Aspergillus ochraceoroseus IBT 24754, 1690 nucleotides. RefSeq names its product GPI-anchor transamidase. Gene Ontology annotation, biological process: attachment of GPI anchor to protein; proteolysis; protein localization to cell surface. Lineage: Eukaryota; Fungi; Ascomycota; Eurotiomycetes; Eurotiales; Aspergillaceae. Gene Ontology annotation, molecular function: GPI-anchor transamidase activity. The transcript has a single exon. The record is from RefSeq and is a predicted model, not a curated record. Bases 169 to 1395 code for a protein of 408 amino acids. Gene Ontology annotation, cellular component: GPI-anchor transamidase complex.